AUGGCACGCUCAAUUGCAGCGAAAAAGCUGCACAAGGCCGCUGAAUCUGGAGAUCGCGACAAUGCCAAGGAGGCUCUCGACGAGGGGGCAGACGUGAACGCGAAGGGCGGGUUUUUCGGAUCCGCAUGGCAUGCAGCCGCAUCAAAUGGCCACAGAGAGAUCCUCCGCCUACUUCUGGAUCAGCCAGGAGCUGAACCGGAUAUCAAGGAUCGGUCUGGCAGAACACCGCUGUGGCUCGCGGCGAGGGAGGGCUUCACAGACAUGGUCGAAACGCUUAUGGCCACUGGGAUGGUGGAUCCAUGCAGCGGCAGUAUCACCGGCCGUAAUGCACUCUGGUGGCCCAGCAGCAAUGGCCAUACCGACGUAGUUCGACUCUUACUAAAAGCCGGCGUAGAUCCGCACAUGUCUUGCGAGAACGGGAUGACGUCGCUUGAUGUUGCGCAGCGGAACGGUCAUCUGGAACUGGUAUCUCUUUUCUAG
Trematosphaeria pertusa is the source of this 480-nucleotide messenger RNA. RefSeq lists its product as uncharacterized. Lineage: Eukaryota; Fungi; Ascomycota; Dothideomycetes; Pleosporales; Trematosphaeriaceae. Gene Ontology annotation, molecular function: protein binding. The record is from RefSeq and is a predicted model, not a curated record. Bases 1 to 480 code for a protein of 159 amino acids. The transcript has a single exon.